AUGGGUGUGAUUUCUCGACAUGUUCUCAAGCUGCAGCUACUUUAGUUUGGGUGUGUCGGCUUGUAAAAUGACAAAAAGUUGACUCAAGCAGAACAGUUUUUCCUGUAUCUGAAAGCAUACGGAUCACUUGGUGACUUGAAGAACAGUGUCUGUGAACACUAUGGCAUCAUCAGUCCCUCUGUCCAAGGCCAACACAAGCUUCUCUCUUGAUCUGCUCAAACAGCUGAGUGAUAAAGACAAGGCGGGAAAUGUCUUCUUCUCUCCUUUUAGCAUCUCCUCUGCCCUGGCUAUGGUGAUGCUCGGCGCUAGAGGCAACACGGCCACACAGAUGUCAGAGGUCCUCCACUUCAUUGAGACACAGAAACCGCAGCAGGCAGAAUCACAACGGGGGACUCAAACACGGUCGGCGAUGGAGUCACAGAUACAGACGCGGCUUCAGAUGCAGUCACAGAUACAGCAGACCUCCAGACUGCCACAAUAUCUGCUCAAGGUCUUCUCUGGCUGUUUGCAGUGCCUGAAACCUCAGAACUGUCAGGACGACGUCCACGCUGGCUUCGCCCAGCUGCUGAGCGAGCUCAACAAGCCAGGUGCUCCGUAUGCCCUGAGUGUUGCCAACAGACUGUACGGGGAACAGUCCUAUCAGUUUGUUGAGGCCUUCUUAUCAGAAACCAAGAUGCACUACAAAGCUGAGCUGGAGUCUGUGGACUUCAAAUCCAGCGCGCAGGAGGCCAGGGUCAACAUCAACAGCUGGGUGGAGAAGCAGACACAAAGUAAAAUCAUUGACCUGCUGUCCCCGGAAAUGUUGGACAGCUCGACCAUGCUGGUGCUGGUCAAUGCCAUCUACUUCAAAGGCAACUGGAACAAGCAGUUCGAGGUGGACAGUACUGUUGAUGCUCAGUUCAAAUUGAACAAGAAUGACACUAAGCCUGUGAAGAUGAUGCGCCAGAAGAGUAAAUUCCCUAUCGCCACCAUUCCUGAGAUCAACUGCCAGAUUCUAGAGAUGCCCUACGAGGGGAAGGACCUCAGCAUGCUCAUCUUCCUGCCUAAUGAGAUGGAGGACGAUACAACAGGCUUGGAGAAGCUGGAGAAGGAGCUGACCUAUGACAAAUUUGUGGAGUGGACUAGUCCAGAUUUGAUCGGUCAAACUGAGGUUGAGGUGGGGCUGCCUCGAUUCAAGCUGGAGGACACAUAUGACCUGAAUGAUGUCCUGAAGAGCAUGGGCAUGGUGGACGCCUUUGAAGGCACAAAGAGUGACUUCUCUGGCAUGUCUCCAGCAAACGACCUGGUGCUGUCAAAAGUCGUCCACAAGGCUUUUGUGGAGGUAAAUGAAGAGGGAACCGAGGCUGCUGCCGCCACUGGCGCCAUCAUGAACGAGCGCUCUGUAAUGGUUCCCACCACGUUCAUCGCAGACCACCCCUUCCUCUUCUUCAUCCGACAUAAGACCACCAGGAGCAUCUUCUUUGCAGGUCGAUACUGCACCCCUGAGUGAGCCCUGUGUCUCUUAGAGCAGUUUGGAUCCCUCGAUGGAGGGUUACAUCUAACGUAGCUACACUCAGAUUUUCAGGGGUUCACUGCUCUGAAGAGAGACCACAGCCCCUCUGCAUUGCUCUAGCUAUACAUCACAUUUCCCACUUGUGUUCCAUUCAAAUUUCUAUUAUGUAGUCACACAAGCACAAAUCCAUAUCUGUAAAGUGGAAAAUGUGACCCUGCACAUUGAACCCUCACAUUAACCGGAAAUUCACAGCUUGGGAUAAAUAAAGUAGAUAUCUAUCUAACAUCAAGAACUACAAAAUGUUGCAGUUGCUGCCUGUAGUUUGUCGCUUGCAGAUUGGCUUGUGCUCAAUCCCAAACUUUUUUUUGGAUUUUCAUUUGUUUUGUUUUUUUAAAUAUUACUUUCUUGUAGGUCAUUAGGAAAAUGAUUGCGUCCUCUUGUCGUCUCAGACAAGCUGCUGAGUUGUUGCACUAACACAUCAUUCCAGUAAAAGUCUUUGAAAUGAAAAUUUAUCAUACCAAUAUGGCGUGACCAUGGAGUUUAAUGAAAGACGAUUUAAUGAAUACAAACUGUGGCUUCAGUACGUGUCUUUUUGCUUGCAUAAAUAAAAAACAUUGUGUGCCA
This is a messenger RNA of Scophthalmus maximus (turbot), 2116 nucleotides long. Its product is annotated as leukocyte elastase inhibitor. Gene Ontology annotation, molecular function: serine-type endopeptidase inhibitor activity. Gene Ontology annotation, biological process: negative regulation of endopeptidase activity. The coding region runs from base 161 to 1489 and encodes 442 amino acids. The transcript is spliced from 10 exons. The record is from RefSeq and is a predicted model, not a curated record. Lineage: Eukaryota; Metazoa; Chordata; Actinopteri; Pleuronectiformes; Scophthalmidae.